CUCAAAUAGACAGGUUCCUAUAUAAGAAACGACUCUGCUGUAUUGUCAUUAGACUUAGCCAUGGCUCGUAUUAAGAUACUCCUGCUUACCGCAUUCUUCGCUGUCGUGGCGCACGCCGUGCCAGUAGAGCAGGACAAUCCGGAAAAACCACCAGUUAUUCCACCAGGUGUGCCACCAGGUGUGCCACCAUCUUUGCUCCCAUAUAUACCACCAAUUUGUUUACCAUAUAUUCCGAAACCGAUUCUGCCACCACAUUAUCAACAAGUUUCCAUACCGUAUAAUGCAGGUGUUAAGCCACCACAUUAACCACCAGUUUCACCAUCGUAUAAUCCAGGAGUUUUCUUACCACGUUAUGCACCAGUUUUCCUACCGUAUUAUCCAAGUGUUUCCCCAGCAUAAAUUCCACCAGGACUCCCAGACUGGCCACCAUAUAAACUACCAGUUUUGGCACCAUUUGGACCACUGUUUCCGCUACCGAUUGGAACACCAAGUUUGCCAAUAA
Messenger RNA from Cryptotermes secundus, 502 nucleotides. RefSeq names its product non-classical arabinogalactan protein 31-like. The transcript is spliced from 2 exons. The record is from RefSeq and is a predicted model, not a curated record. NCBI's taxonomy places the organism in Eukaryota, Metazoa, Arthropoda, Insecta, Blattodea, Kalotermitidae. The coding region runs from base 61 to 306 and encodes 81 amino acids.